AAGAUGGCGUCCCACUUCCGGUUCUGGGCUUUCGCUGGUGGCAGCGUGGACCAUGGCAGCCCAGGAAGCCGCCGCAGGGAGCCUGUCCCCGGAGAGCUGUGUGUUGGAGCUGCCUUCUACCUAUGACAUCAGCCAUUUCGUGCUGCAGAGACCCAGCCAGGAGCCCAGCAGCAAAGCUUUGGCUCCUGUGGAAUUCCAGUCUUUUCCUUGCUCUUCUGAUGUGGAUCCAGACACUUGUAACCUAAAUACCGAAUCAAAGGACUCUUGGGCCUCUGAGAACUACAGUGUUGAUGCUUUUGUGAAAAGCCAAUCAGAAGCUGAGGAAGAAGAUGAGGGCCUUCGGAAGUCCCUGGAUGUAUUCUAUGAAGCGUUUGGCCGUCCACAGUCGGCCUCCAGGAAUCCUCUCUCUGUCCGCGUGUGCCAGUGCCUGACUCAGAAGAUCACAGAGCUCGGGGCCCAGGAGAGCCGAGCGUACACCCUCCGUACUUUCCAGAUGGCCCGGGUCAUCCUCAGCAGGGAUGGCUGCUCAGUCCUGCAAAGACACUCCAAGGACACCUGCUUCUACCCGCUGGAGCAGACAGGUGCAUCUCUGGAAGACGAAAAGCCAGUCCCAGGACUGUCAGCAGAUGUCGUCCGCUUCCUCUUGCAACAGAAGGUCAUGAAAGAGCCGUAACAGGCGCCUGGGGCUGGGCACAGGCAGAAGGUGCUUUGAAACGGCACUGUGGCUGGUGCUAAUGCUGACCCGGGAUUCUCUUGGGUGCUGGGCCCGUUGUGUGUGCCCAUCCCCCAGUGAAGAGCUCUCAAGGCUGGCACCAGAGGCCUGAUCCCUGGUGUCCAUCAACCCUUUGGGAGAGCCAGCACGGCCUGGGGAAUUUGAGCACUGGCCUCUCCUCUCCUUGGCCCAGGGCCUAGACUGACUGCUCGUGGUCCUUGCCUCAAGGAAGGACAUGCUGUGGAGCCCUCUUCUGGAUCAGAUCACUGCUGUGCUCCGUGAGUCCCUCUCCCCACCCUGGCUGUCCACCCUCCACCUACUGGUCUCCCUGCGAGCCUUUCCAGAAUCAGCAUUCAGCCUGUGUCUGAGAGGAGCAGGCCCCCGUGAGAUGCGCUGCCCUCAAGGUACCAAGCUGUGUGCCGAAUCGAGUCUAAGAAUCCUUCCGGCUUGUCCUAGAGACCAUGUGAUUGGGAGCAUAGGUCCUAAAAUAAUAUGAAGGUGGAACUACAGUCCCCAAAAGUAUGUCACACCUUCAUCAUCCCGUGGCUUCUUCUCCAAAUCCAGAGCUCUGUUUUAUAAUACCAACUAGAUGUGGAGGGAACAUUUGGAGCACCUAAAAUAACUGCUAAAAUUCACAAGUUGCUAAAAAAAAAAAAAUUUAAAGGCCCUGCCUCCAUCACACAGGCAGUGUGACAGGUGUGAGGAAAGCCAGUGCACACACACACACACACACACACACACACACACCAAAGCACGCCUGUGAUUGGCUAAGAGAGUAAGAGUAAGAAACCAUUUGCCCAGGCCGGUCCUCCUUCCUCUGGGGGGCUUUUUGUCCUUCUUCCUGCUGCCAGAAUCUCCUGCCAACCUCUGAACGGUUGGCCCCUCACCCUUUACCCUCUCCUGGGCUCUGAGCUCUGUCUGCAAACACUUGCCCAGAACAGGGCCUCAUGGGCACCCACCCCUGCCUGGCCUGAGCGCUCCGUUGUCAGGGGAGAGCUUUGACUAGCCGGUGCAGGCUUGCCCUGGCAGGUGCUUCGCUCUGUGGGUCACGUCCUGGACCUCCGUCGGGAGAAUUACAUCACUUGGCAGCAGCCUCGCUGAGCCUGGAAAUGGAAGCCUGGUACUAGUUCCUACCUCGACUGUUCUUCAGAUACAUUGCAUUGACAGAAAGGUUCUUACAGCCCUGGUUUGGGAGAACAACAGAAGCUGGUGACUCUGCAAUUGGAUUUUGAGAAAAAUCAAAGGGAAAUUGAAUGGGCAUAAGAUCCAAGCAGCUUUUUAAAAAGUGGAUUACUCAACAGGUCAGCCUGAAAGUGUACUUUUUUUUUUUUUAUUAUUCUGU
This is a messenger RNA of Ochotona curzoniae (black-lipped pika), 2054 nucleotides long. It is a transcript of the gene SHLD1, whose product is annotated as shieldin complex subunit 1. NCBI's taxonomy places the organism in Eukaryota, Metazoa, Chordata, Mammalia, Lagomorpha, Ochotonidae. The record is from RefSeq and is a predicted model, not a curated record. The transcript is spliced from 3 exons. Gene Ontology annotation, cellular component: site of double-strand break. Gene Ontology annotation, biological process: negative regulation of double-strand break repair via homologous recombination; positive regulation of isotype switching; positive regulation of double-strand break repair via nonhomologous end joining. The coding region runs from base 53 to 673 and encodes 206 amino acids.